Molecule: messenger RNA, 2061 nt
Organism: Neltuma alba
Lineage: Eukaryota; Viridiplantae; Streptophyta; Magnoliopsida; Fabales; Fabaceae
Product: beta-glucosidase BoGH3B-like
Exons: 8
Coding region: 1-1878 (625 amino acids)
Biological process (GO): glucan catabolic process
Molecular function (GO): beta-glucosidase activity
Source: RefSeq, a predicted model, not a curated record
AUGCAGGCAAUGACGAUGUUAAGGUUUUUGGUGCUUUCUCUUUGCUGUUUGGUUGUGGGAGGGGCAACAAAAUCAGAAUACCUAAACCCAGGAUUGCCAAUCCCACACAGAAUCAACAAACUACUCUCAAGAAUGACAUUAUCAGAGAAAAUUGGGCAAAUGGUGCAAAUAGAGAGAUCAGUGGCAUCAGCCGAAGUGAUGAAACAGUACAAAAUUGGGAGUGUUUUAAGUGGCGGUGGAAGUGUUCCAUCACAAAACGCAAGUCCCCAAGAAUGGAUCAAAAUGGUGAAUGAAUUUCAAAAGGGAGCAAUGUCAACAAGAUUGAAGAUUCCUAUGCUUUAUGGGAUUGAUGCUGUUCAUGGACAUAAUAAUGUUUAUAAUGCCACCAUUUUCCCUCACAAUAUUGCUCUUGGAGCUACCAGAGACCCUGAUCUUGUGAGGAGGAUUGGAGAUGCCACUGCUCUGGAGGUUAGAGCCACAGGAGUCAACUACGCUUUCGCGCCAUGCAUUGCGGUUUGCAGAGAUCCUCGAUGGGGAAGGUGCUACGAAAGCUACGGCGAAGAUCCCGAAAUCGUGAAGAAUAUGACAGAUAUCAUUCUGGGGCUUCAGGGGGAGAUACCUCCUCGUUUUCCCCAGGCCGUUCCUCAUGUCGAUGGACCGAAGAAGGUUGCAGCUUGUGCAAAACAUUUCGUAGGUGAUGGUGGCACCUAUCAUGGAAUCGAUGAGGGCAAUACAAUGAUAAAUUGGGACACAAUGCUGAGGAUUCACAUGCCUGGUUUUGUCGAAGCCAUUCAAAAGGGUGUGUCCACAAUCAUGGCUUCCUACUCAAGCUGGAAUGGACUGAAGAUGCAUGCUAAUCAUGAUCUUAUUACUAAUUAUCUCAAGAACACUCUCAAUUUCAAGGGAUUUGUCAUAUCUGAUUGGGAAGCUCUUGACAGGAUCACUGAUCCUCCUCACGCAAAUUACACUUACUCAGUUCUAGAAGCGGUUAAUGCCGGAAUCGACAUGGUCAUGGUUCCCUAUAACUACACAGAAUUCAUCAACACUCUGACUUAUCUUGUCAAGAACAAAUACGUUCCCAUGAGCCGCAUUGAUGAUGCGGUUGGCAGAAUAUUGGGAGUAAAGUUUCAUAUGGGACUUUUUGAGAAACCAAUGGCUGAUAAUAGUCUUGUCUCAGAGCUAGGAAAAAAUGAUCACAGAGAACUGGCAAGAGAAGCUGUGAGAAAGUCACUAGUGCUCUUGAAGAACGGGGAAGAUGCAGAUACUCCGGUCUUACCUCUUCCUAAAAAGGGAGCUAAGAUUUUGGUUACAGGUAGUCACGCUAAUAAUUUGGGUUAUCAAUGUGGUGGCUGGACCAUUUCCUGGCAGGGACAAGGCGGCAAUAACAUUACCAAGGGGACCACUAUUCUCCAGGGGAUUAUGAACACAGUUCACUCUAGCACUGAGAUAGUCUUUAACGAGAGGGCAAAUGCUGACUUUGUUAAGAAAAACAAUUUUGAUUAUGCCAUUCUUCUUGUUGGGGAGAUGCCAUAUGCAGAGAUUGCAGGGGACAGCAGAAACUUGACAAUUGCAGGCAAUGAAGGUGUAAUCACUGACGUCUGCAUCAACACUAAGUGUGUUGUGGUAGUAAUUUCAGGGAGGCCAGUGGUGAUGGAACCUUUUGUAAGGUUCGCAAAUGCCAUUGUUGCUGCUUGGCUUCCAGGAACUGAAGGCCAAGGAGUUGCUGAUGUUCUGUUUGGUGAUUAUGGUUUUACUGGGAAACUGCCACAGACUUGGUUCAAAAGUCCUGAUCAAUUGCCCAUGAACGUUGGUGAUCCUCAUUAUGAUCCUCUAUUUCCAUUUGGGUUUGGUCUUGAAACUCAACCAGUCCAAAGGUAGAAUAGGUUUAGCAUGCAUACCCAUUUUUUGCAGGACAUAUUUUUUCUUUUUUGUAGAUUAUUGGCAGUUAGUUUCCUUUUGUUUUGGUAGAUGUUUGGUAGGCUUUUUCUUUCGGUAGGUUUAGAAAUUAGAUUUUGCAAAAACUUUCUUGCACAAGAGAGUUAGGGAAUUUUAGGAAUUGUU